Messenger RNA from Fusarium poae, 771 nucleotides. RefSeq lists its product as uncharacterized. The record is from RefSeq and is a predicted model, not a curated record. Bases 1 to 771 code for a protein of 256 amino acids. NCBI's taxonomy places the organism in Eukaryota, Fungi, Ascomycota, Sordariomycetes, Hypocreales, Nectriaceae. The transcript has a single exon.
AUGACACACAAGCCCUCCCUCGUCUUUGUUCCCGGAGCAUGGCAUACCCCAGAAUACUGGGGCAAAGUAACAUCAGCCUUGGAAGCUCAAGACUAUAAAUGCAUACCUGUCACACUCCCUACCACACAAUCAACAAACCCCUCGGUCAACUUCUCCACCGACGUUAAAGCCGUUCGCGAGGCUAUUAUGGAAGAGACUGCUCAAGACCAGGAUGUUGUUAUCGUAGCCCAUUCCUACGGCGGCGCUGUGGGUGCCAGUGCCAUCAAGGGUCUAUCGCGGAAGAACGCAGAAGAAAACAAGGGAAAUGGUCAUAUUAUUGGCCUUUUCUUGAUUGGAACGGGUUUUGUCGCUGCUGGAAUAUCCUUUCUGGAUGCUAUGGGUGGCAAGCCUCCGCCACUGUGGGCUACCGACUAUGAAAACAAUACCAUGCCUCUUCAACUCGAUCCAGCUGAAAUGUUCUUCCACGAUAUGCCUGAGGAGGACGCAAAGUACUGGGUGGGAAAGCUCACCGAUCAGGCGCUGACGUCUGUAACUGACGGAUACGAAGUCUCGUAUGAGGGAUGGAAAGAUGUGCCUGUAUGGUAUAUUAUGACCGCAGAGGACAAAAACUUUUCGCUUGAGACACAGCAGAUGUUUGCACAGUCUGCGAAAGAAGCUGGCGCCGAUCUGGUUGUGCGUGAGAUUGCGAGCAGCCAUUCUCCAAUGUUGAGUAAGCCCGACGAUACUGUCAAGUUUCUGGAGGACGCGCUUGCAGCGUUUGCCAAUGCUUAA